Molecule: messenger RNA, 769 nt
Organism: Aegilops tauschii subsp. strangulata
Lineage: Eukaryota; Viridiplantae; Streptophyta; Magnoliopsida; Poales; Poaceae
Product: organelle RRM domain-containing protein 2, mitochondrial
Molecular function (GO): RNA binding
Source: RefSeq, a predicted model, not a curated record
AAAGGGAAUUAGAGUUAAACUCCUAUUCCCCUUUCCUUCGUUUGCCAAACAGGCCGUGAGGGUUGGACGGGAGCUAGGGUUUUAGCCGCCGGCCAUGGCCCUCUCCUCGUCUUCCUCCACCCUGCUCCGCCGCCUCCUCGGCUCCACCCCCCUUUCAUCCUCCCGCUCCUCUGUACUUCGCGCCGCCUUCUGCUCCUCCUCCUCCGCGGCCCCCUCCCCCACCUUGCCUCCUCCUUCGACCAUCUUCGGCGACGACACCGAGGUCGCCAACGUGCCGCCGCUCACCACCCCCAAGCUCUUCGUCAGCGGGCUUUCAAGGCUAACGACGGAUGAGAAGCUCAAGAGCGCGUUUGCUCCCUUCGGACAGCUUCUUGAAGCGAAAGUCAUAACAGAUAGAGUUUCUGGGAGAUCAAAGGGCUUUGGUUUUGUAAGGUACGCGAGUUUAGAAGAAGCUGAGACCGCGCGGCAGGAGAUGAAUGCCAAGUUUCUGGAUGGAUGGGUCAUUUUUGUCGACCCUGCAAAACAAAGGGAGCAGAAGCCUGCUCCUCAGCCGGAUACUGCUUCCUCGCACGCUGGCUUCACGAUCAAUAAAACUGUAGGAUGGUGUGGUUAGUUGCUUAGGCUCUCGAGUCCUAUAGAUCACAUAGCAAUGGCAUGGAUGAUGUUCUAGCCACAGAAAGUUAUGGCAUUACUGCCUGUAUUAAUACAUAAAACGAUAACGCUGUUCCUCUUUUGAGAUAAUAAUGUUGCUCUUUGUGGCUUCACACUA